AUGAAUGAUUUACAAAUCGGAACAAGCAGAACCAGUAAUGGAAUUAUUGGUUUACCUUCUUCAACUGGAAUGGAAGUAGGAGGUUUAUCACCUACAAUGAUUUCAGCUAUCAAUAAUUUAUCGAUUGAUGAAAAUUCAAUUGCACCAGAGGAACCUUUAAGAGCGAUAGUGAUUAAUAGACCUACUGCUCAAAUGAUUGAAACAUAUAGAUUACCAAAACCAAAAGAUCAAAUGUCAGAACAAGAAAUAAAUAAUUUAAUUAUGAGUCCUGUUCCACAAGGUCAAAAGGUUUUAUGUAAAAUAACUCGUAAAAGAGAUAAAUUUGGUAAAUUUUAUCCAUUAUAUGAACUGUUUAUUGAAGAACGAGACAACAAUGGCGAACAGAUAAGAACAUUUCUUAUGUCAGCUAGAAAGAAAAAGAAAAGUAAAAGCUCACAUUAUAUCAUUACCACUGAAAAAUUAACAAGCUCUAGCACACCUAAAACCAUUGUGGGAAGAGAUCCUAAUAUACUUGGAUUUAAAGGUCCACGUAAAAUGACAAUUUUAUUAAUAGGAAUGAUGAUAAGUGGUGAAAGACCUGAAUUUCGUCCCAAAGAAGAAUCAGAAACAUUAAUCGGUAAAUUUCGUAAUGGUGAUAAACGAGAUAUAUUAGUUUUACAUAAUAAAUCACCACAAUGGAAUGAAGAUACAAGAUCAUAUGUGCUAAAUUUUAGUGGUAGAGUAACUCUGGCAUCUGUAAAGAAUUUUCAAAUUGUACAUGAUAACGAUUUGGAUUAUAUUAUAAUGCAAUUUGGUCGUGUAUCAGAGGACUCAUUUACAAUGGAUUUUAUGUACCCAAUGUGUCCCAUUCAAGCUUUCGCAAUUGCUUUAACAAGUUUCGAUGCUAAACUUGCAUGUGAAUAA
Molecule: messenger RNA, 903 nt
Organism: Entrophospora sp. SA101
Lineage: Eukaryota; Fungi; Glomeromycota; Glomeromycetes; Entrophosporales; Entrophosporaceae
Source: the annotation of a GenBank genome assembly